This is a messenger RNA of Oncorhynchus tshawytscha (Chinook salmon), 1727 nucleotides long. It is a transcript of the gene rchy1, whose product is annotated as ring finger and CHY zinc finger domain containing 1. Gene Ontology annotation, molecular function: zinc ion binding; ubiquitin protein ligase activity. The transcript has 9 exons. NCBI's taxonomy places the organism in Eukaryota, Metazoa, Chordata, Actinopteri, Salmoniformes, Salmonidae. The record is from RefSeq and is a predicted model, not a curated record. Gene Ontology annotation, biological process: ubiquitin-dependent protein catabolic process; protein ubiquitination. Gene Ontology annotation, cellular component: nucleus. Bases 42 to 881 code for a protein of 279 amino acids.
UUUCACCCCACACAGUAAGGAGCGACAUGUGACUUUAACGUAUGUUUGCGGACAGCCAAAAAUACCAUAGAAGAAGAAGAAGAAUGGCUUCUCUUGUUGGAUGUGAACACUACGUGCGCCGUUGUUUGUUGAAAGCUCCGUGUUGUGGUAAAGCAUAUGUUUGUCGCCUGUGCCAUGACGCUGAGGAGGACCAUCAAAUGGACCGCUUCCUGGUCAAAGAAGUGCAGUGCUCAGUCUGCACAACAGUACAACAGGCACAACAAACUUGCGUGGAGUGUAAUGUGACCUUUGGGGAAUAUUACUGUGAUAUUUGUCACCUGUUUGAUAAAGACAAGAAGCAGUAUCACUGUCAGCCCUGUGGAAUUUGCAGGAUCGGACCAAGGGAGAAAUACUUCCACUGUGAGAAGUGCAAUCUCUGUUUAGCCGGAGAUCUAAGAGGAAAUCACAAGUGUGUUGAAAAUGUUUCAAGACAGAACUGCCCAGUGUGUAUGGAGGAUAUCCACACAUCCAGAAUAGGAGCCCAAAUUCUUCCAUGUGGCCAUCUUCUACACAAAACAUGCUUUGAUGACAUGGUCCAAACUGGUGCGUAUCGAUGCCCACUCUGUAUGCACUCUGCUUGGAAUAUGGAGCACAACUGGGAGCAGAUGGACAAGGAGAUCACUCAGUCACCCAUGCCCACUGAAUACCAGGAUGCCACUGUGAAGAUCAUAUGUAAUGACUGCCAAACCCACUGUACGGUGCCUUUCCAUGUUCUGGGAAUGAAGUGCAGUGGCUGUGGGUCCUACAACACAGCACAGAAUGGGGGACUGAUACGGCAGUCCCGGGAACCACAGCCCCAGGAGCCAGAGCAGCAGCCCCAGUCCCCAUUGCCAGAACCAUAGAAUAUGUAUAAUUUUAAUUACAUUGGGACUCCACCUCCUAGUUCUCUAUGCUCCACAUUACUUCCCCAGUCUACGCAGACUUAACUACACUAUCCACCUCUUUCCCAACAUUGCUCUGCCAAGAGUACAGGUAGUCGUGCCUUGGUUCCAGAACCUGGUGCCAGGACCUCAGGGCAAUAAACUUGGAUCCCUCUCCUAGUGUGUUGUACAGCAGUUUUGGGGUUGAAUUUCUGUUAUUACAUGGCUAUUGAUCCAUUUGUUUCUCAGAUAAAAGCCAGCAUAAGAGAAUUGUGAAUGAGGAAUUAAAUAUAGCCACACAAUUUAUUUCCCAUUUUGUCCCAAGUUGGAAUGGAUGUCAUUAAUGCUUUCACCAAAUGAUUUAGAUUUUUGUUGGGGUGAAGAAUGCUGUUAUGUGAGGAGUUUGUAAAGCACUGCAAUGUUUGACUGGCUUUGCGUUUCUAAAAACCUAUGUAAAUGCUUCAGACUGACAUUUUUACAAUGUUAAUGGAUUUCAAUGUCUGUUUGCAAAACUCAGGUAUUUGAAAUAGUUUAGAUACGGUUCAACAUCAAAUUGUGUUCAUUCCAUGUUUGAGUGUAAUUUUGAUUAGACGAGUGGAUUAUCAUGAGUAACACGUAUGUAAAUUAUUGAGUAAUUACUACAGUUAGACAAUGGCUGUUGGCAACUAUCUCACUCCAUGCUUAGCUCGUAUUGUCACUCAUAUGAGAAAAAUAGAGUGAAAAUAUUGCAUCUGUAUUGCCUUUGGUGUCAUUCAUUGAUGCAGGUUUUGGGAUGGUGACAUUUACUGUAAAGACUAAUAAAUACCAUGAUUGUUCUGAAUAAUGUUA